AUGGAUCAAGUAAUGGACGGAGGUCGUUUGCCUCUUGAGGCGUGGUUCUGGGAGAUGCCAACAUGCACUCGCUGGUGGACAGCCGCUACGGUUCUCACGAGCGCCCUAGUCCAAUGCCAGAUGGUGACGCCGUUCCAGUUAUUCUAUAGCUUCCGGGCCGUGUUCGUGAAAUCACAGUAUUGGCGACUGUUGACGACGUUCUUAUACUUUGGCCCCUUCUCGCUCGAUCUACUUUUCCACGUCUACUUCCUCCAGCGAUAUGCGCGACUUCUCGAGGAAUCUUCGGGUCGGUCACCUGCGCACUUCUCAUGGCUACUCCUUUAUUCGACAACAUGCUUGAUCGCCAUAUCACCGCUCGUUUCGAUGCCGUUCCUCGGCCACCCGCUUUCCUCGACGCUCGUAUACAUUUGGUCGCGAAGAAACCCCGAGACUAGACUGAGCUUCCUCGGCUUGCUUGUGUUUACUGCACCAUACUUGCCCUGGGUUCUGAUGGGCUUCAGCCUUGUGUUACAUGGUACCAUUCCCAAAGACGAGAUUAUGGGUGUCGUAAUUGGACAUGUCUGGUACUUCUUUUCAGAUGUCUACCCUCCUCUGCACAAUGGGUCUCGACCUCUGGAUCCUCCUAGCUGGUGGAGGCGCUUGUUUGAGGCUCGUCCUCGAGUUGAAGUGGAUGAUAGUACAAACGAAAUUCUGGUUGCUGACGCUAGAGGAGCAGCGCCUCACGAGCUGUGA
Messenger RNA from Fusarium pseudograminearum CS3096, 732 nucleotides. RefSeq lists its product as uncharacterized. Gene Ontology annotation, cellular component: endoplasmic reticulum membrane; Hrd1p ubiquitin ligase ERAD-L complex. The transcript is spliced from 2 exons. Gene Ontology annotation, biological process: endoplasmic reticulum unfolded protein response. NCBI's taxonomy places the organism in Eukaryota, Fungi, Ascomycota, Sordariomycetes, Hypocreales, Nectriaceae. The coding region runs from base 1 to 732 and encodes 243 amino acids. Gene Ontology annotation, molecular function: misfolded protein binding; ubiquitin-specific protease binding. The record is from RefSeq and is a predicted model, not a curated record.